Molecule: messenger RNA, 1514 nt
Organism: Tarenaya hassleriana
Lineage: Eukaryota; Viridiplantae; Streptophyta; Magnoliopsida; Brassicales; Cleomaceae
Exons: 2
Coding region: 113-1453 (446 amino acids)
Source: RefSeq, a predicted model, not a curated record
AUCUCUCAUGUCUUCAACCAGACAAAUCUUUGCAACAGGCUGAAACCUAAACAGAGAGAGAGAGAGAGAGAGAGAGAGAGAGAGAGAGAGAGAGAGAGAGAGAGAGAGGGAGAUGGCGAAAGCAAAAGAUGAAAGAAAAACCUCGAAGGCAAUAAUUCAGAAAGCAACAUCAUGGUCAACUAUGAGAAGCCUCUUCAGUUUCAAACACCAUCAUAACCUUAACCCUAAGCCACAACCAAAACAGCUUCUUGUUCAGACACAGACACAGAAGCAGAAGCAGAAGCUGCAAGGACAAAUGCCCGAGGAAACAGUGAAGAAGAAGUGCAAGAAAAUGAAAUGCUCAGGCUCUCUCUGUAGCAACACCAAAGUGAUGCACAGACCCGAAACGUCUAAUUCACCAGAGACCCUGAAGAAGAACAGACCAAAUUCCACGGACAACCACCACCACCACAACAACAAUGCCUCUUCUUCUUCUUCUUCUUCUUUUUCUUCUCAUUCUUCAUCCAACAGAUCCAUGAAAGCUCCUCUGAGAGAGCUUAACGUCAAUGGAGGGUCAUCUCUCGCCCUUGAUCCGUCUUCCUUGAAGGAAUCCUCUGGAGGAAGCGGCGCGUCCUUCAGGGGAAAGCCGCUCAGGAGAUUCUACGGUUGCUACGAGUGUAGAAUGGUGGUUGAUCCUGUUCUUGGCAUCAUUCGAGAUCCUGUUCCGAGAAACACCGUAUGCUCUUGCCCUGACUGUGGUGAGAUCUUCACCAACUCCGAGAAUCUUGAGCUUCAUCAAGCUGUCCGUCAUGCAGUUUCGGAGCUAGGACCAGAGGACACGAGCAAGAACAUAGUGGAGAUCAUAUUCCAAUCAAGCUGGUUAAAGAAGCAGGCACCCAUCUGCAAGAUCGACCGGAUCCUCAAAGUCCGGAACACUCAGAGCACAAUCUCCAAGUUCGAAGAGUACAGAGACGCCAUUAAAGCCAAGGCCACGAAGCUCCCACGGAAGAACCCUCGCUGCGUCGCCGACGGCAACGAGCUCCUCCGCUUCCACUGCACCACUGUCUCUUGCCACCUCGGCCUCCGCAGCGCCACCAACCUCUGCAACGACUCCUCCCCGAGCUGCCGCGUCUGCGCCAUCAUCAAGACCGGCUUCGGCGACAAGGGCCAGGGCAAAAACGGAAUUUUGACGACGGCGACUAGCGGGAGGGCGCACGAUAGCUGGGAUGCGCAGGAUAGCCGAGUCGGCUCGGUGGAGGGGGAGAGGGCGAUGCUGGUUUGUAGGGUCAUCGCCGGAAGGGUGAAGAAAUGCGGCGGCGGAGAAGGGUAUAACCGUAAUUUCGGCGGCGAUGGUGUAGGGGAAGAGUACGACUCGGUGGCCGGUGACGUUGGAGCUUACUCUAAUUUGGACGAGCUGUAUGUGUUUGAUCCAAAAGCCAUAUUGCCAUGUUUCGUUGUCAUCUAUAGUCUAUAGAGUCUUUGUUUAUCAGAAUUUCCAAAAUCUAACACGUUUUUGUAUAAUAUAUCAGUUAUUA